CAAUUUGUUGCUUUUGUAGAUACGACUCAAAAUACAGUGAAAAAACAAUGAGAAUAAAACUUGUUUGAGUAAAUACAAUGAAUUUGUUAUAAGCACGAAGAAACAAAUAUGGCUGCCUCUAUGGUUAGAUCACAUGCACAAUUUAAUGUCCUGAGACAAUUACUGAUAGACAACGUAUGGCGUGAACAGAGCACAAAUCAUAUUCUGCAAGCUUGUGCAUUAAAUAUUCAAUGUCAUUUCUAUCAUUCCACACCUGUGCGUUUAAAAAAAAAAUUGUCACAAAAGCAAGAGAAGAAAAUUAUACAAACAUUAAAUGAGGGUGUUGACAAUUAUGUGGUUGAUAUAUCAAAGAAGAAGAAGAAAGUACCUUUUGUGGAAGUUUGGAAAGAUAUGACUGUAAGAGAAUUAGCAGUCUCUGCUAAUAGAGACGUAAAGGAUAUUAUGUAUGCCCUGUAUUUGUUUGACAAAGAACAGAAAUACUAUAAAGAUAGUGUUUUAGAUUUGAAACUAGUCCAUAAUGUUGUUAAAAAAUUAGGCGCACUCUCUAAAGUUGUACCAAAUGUAGAUGAAACAGAGUCAAAAGAGGAGAGGUAUAAGGAUAUCAUUGAGAGACCUCCGCCUGAUAAAUCCGUGUUAGUAAAACGACAUCCCGUUGUAACGAUCAUGGGACACGUCGAUCACGGGAAAACUACUUUAUUGGACGCGCUACGUGAUUCUUCAAUUGUAGAAUCAGAAUUUGGUGGAAUUACGCAACAUAUUGGUGCCUUUAACGUAACGCUACCGUCUGGAGAAAGAGUGACAUUUUUAGAUACUCCUGGACACGCUGCUUUUAUAUCUAUGCGACACAGAGGAGCACAUGUUACUGACAUUGUAGUAUUAGUGGUAGCAGCCGACGACGGCGUUAAGGAACAAACUUUGCAAAGCAUAGAAAUGGCAAAAGAUGCAAAUGUUCCAAUUAUCGUGGCUAUCAAUAAAAUUGAUAAGCCUAAUGCCGAUAUUAAAAGGACGCAAAACAUGCUCGCGCAACAUGGUAUCCUUGUCGAAGAUCUUGGCGGCGAUGUACAGUGUAUUAACAUAUCUGCUUUAAAGAGAACUAAUUUGCAAGAUUUGACAGAAGCUAUAGCUGUACAAGCUGAUAUAAUGGGAUUACAAGGAGAUCCUGUGGGACUAAUGGAGGGUGUUGUCAUCGAAUGUAGUAAUCACAGCGGUCGUGGAAAAUUAGUGACAGCUUUAAUUCAACGUGGCACUUUAAGAAAAGGCUGCUUGUUAAUAUCUGGUCUCGCACCGGGAAAAGUCAGAGCUAUGUUCAACGACGCAGGCCGUCCGGUUUUAGAAGCUAAACCAUCGGAAGCGGUUCAGAUCAUCGGAUGGAAAGAAUUACCUAAUGUUGGAGACGAGAUACUGGAAGUGGAAAAUGAAAAGGCAUUGCACAUAGUUCUAAAAUUUAGAGAAAGUCAACGCAACGAUGCUCUAGCUAAGGAACAUGCGGAGGCUGCUGACAAGAAAUACGCAGAUAUGCUUUUGCACUAUAAGAAAAGAUUAGCGCUAAGGAGAGAAUUUGGGAAAAUGCAUCCAAAAUAUAGUGCAUACGUAAAUCGAAAUGUUCCUGUGAAAAAAGAUACUAACACGGACACGACUCCUACAGUCAAUGUCAUCAUAAAAGGUGACGUGUCGGGAACUAUUGAAGCUAUAUUAGAUCUUUUCGAUACAUACACGGCGAACAACAUCUGUCGUUUAGAUGUUGUUCAUUAUAACAUUGGCAACGUCACCGAGACUGAUUUACAAUUAGCAAAAACGUUUGAUGCAAUUAUUUAUCGUUUUAAUGUGCAAAUAUCCCAUGAAUUAGAAAACAAAGCAGAAAAAGAAAACAUAUCUAUUCGAGAAUAUAACGUUAUAUAUAAACUUUUCGAUGAUCUUAAAGAGGAAAUUAAUAGUAAAUUACCUGAAGUCGAUGUUGAAGAAGUAUUAGGGGAAGCAAACGUACAGCAAGUAUUUCAGAUUACAGAAGGAAAGAAGAAAGUAAUCGUUGCGGGAUGUCGUUGUACGAAAGGCGUUCUCAAAAAGUCUGCACAGUAUCACGUAGUGAGGAAUGGGGAGAAUAUUUACACGGGAAAAUUAGUGUCAAUGAGACAUCUGAAAGACGAGGUGUCAUCUAUCAAAGUUAACGUCGAAUGCGGUCUCAGAUUCAAUGAUCCAACUAUAGCAUUCCAACCUGGAGAUAUUAUCGUCUGCUUCGACAUCAAACAAAUGCCUCAAACGAUCAAGUGGGAUCCUGGAUUUUGAGUCGAUGUUUUUAUUUAAAAAAAUUUAUAAGAGAUAGUAUUAAGUCUAAUACAAAAUAAAAGAAACACGCUACUAAACAU
This is a messenger RNA of Hylaeus anthracinus, 2363 nucleotides long. RefSeq names its product translation initiation factor IF-2, mitochondrial (gene mIF2). Lineage: Eukaryota; Metazoa; Arthropoda; Insecta; Hymenoptera; Colletidae. The transcript is spliced from 11 exons. Gene Ontology annotation, molecular function: GTP binding; GTPase activity. The record is from RefSeq and is a predicted model, not a curated record. Bases 109 to 2283 code for a protein of 724 amino acids.